AUGACAUCCAAAUUACUACCCGUACGCACAGCCCUCAUUGGGCUUUCCUCCUCUGGCACCACGUCAUGGGCUGCUAACGCCCAUCUUCCCGUUCUCAAGACACCUGCUGGCCGUUCAAAAAUCACCAUCACUGGAUUACUAAACAGCAGUGUUGGUGCUGCAAAAGCGGCGAUACAGGAAUACGAAUUCCCUGCCACUACCAAGGCUUACGGUAGCCCAGAGGACCUAGCAGCAGACCCAGAUAUCGAUCUUGUGAUAUGUAACACGAGAGUUGACAAGCACCACGAGGUCAUCAUGCCAAGUAUCAAAGCAGGCAAAGAUGUCUAUGUCGAGUGGCCAAUCGCCUCGAACAAAGACGACAUCCAAGAAAUAGUCGAGACAGCACGACAAAGCGGAUCUAGAGUGGCAGUGGGUCUACAAAGACGAUGGAAUCCAGCCAUCAUCAAACUCCGAGAACUACUAGAUGGAGGCAAAGGCGAACUGGGAAAAAUCCUAAGUUCAAACGUCCAGGCCUUCGGCGGAGUUCCUUACAGAGACAUGAUGCCCCCAGGUCUACUCUACUUCACCGACAAAGAAGUCGGUGGAAACGGCAUCAUUAUCGGCGUGGGCCACCUCCUCGACUCCAUCCUCUCAGCCCUCGGCCCUCUCUCCUCCACAAGCAUCCACUUCAAAUCCCAAAUCCAACGCCCAACCCUCGGCAUUCCCGACGCAAAAACAAAAGAAGUAACACGUCACGUUACCUCCAACGUGCCGGACCUCCUCUCCCUCCACGCCACUCUGGCCCCCUCCGCCCAAACUGCCCCAAACGCAACACUCGCCUUCCUUUUCCGCAACGGCCCAGCCUUUCCUGGCGACCCCGCACUCACCUGGACCAUCAAUUGCGAAAAGGGCGAAAUCAAACUCGUGUCUCCAAGCAGUCCGUUCUUGCAGUUCUCGGACAACGAUGCGCCUGUGAAGAUUCAGGUGCAUGAGUUUGCAAGUGGGGAAGUAAGAGAUGUGGCGUGUGACUGGACGAGGGAGCAGAUGGAGGUGCCGGUUUUGGCGAGGGAUGUUAUGGGGUGUUUGUUUGCUUUUGCGGAGGGGAGAGAAGAGGGAGAUGGGUGGGUGGGGGUGGAGGACGCGGCGAGGUUUGCGGAGGUUGUGGGGAAGUUUGUGGAAGUGUAG
Bipolaris oryzae ATCC 44560 is the source of this 1164-nucleotide messenger RNA. RefSeq lists its product as uncharacterized. The transcript has 2 exons. NCBI's taxonomy places the organism in Eukaryota, Fungi, Ascomycota, Dothideomycetes, Pleosporales, Pleosporaceae. The record is from RefSeq and is a predicted model, not a curated record. Bases 1 to 1164 code for a protein of 387 amino acids. Gene Ontology annotation, molecular function: nucleotide binding.